This is a messenger RNA of Antrostomus carolinensis (chuck-will's-widow), 456 nucleotides long. It is a transcript of the gene BOD1, whose product is annotated as biorientation of chromosomes in cell division 1. Lineage: Eukaryota; Metazoa; Chordata; Aves; Caprimulgiformes; Caprimulgidae. The record is from RefSeq and is a predicted model, not a curated record. The annotation marks the transcript as partial. The transcript is spliced from 3 exons.
CCAGCCUAUCAAAAUUUGAGGCAGAAAGUAGACAACUUUGUAUCGACCCACCUGGACAAACAGGAAUGGAAUCCAGCAAUGAACAAAAACCAGUUACGAAAUGGGCUAAGGCAGAGUGUGAUACAGUCAGGAAUGCUGGAAGCUGGAGUGGACAGAAUUAUUUCUCAGGUGGUGGAUCCAAAACUAAACCACAUCUUCAGGCCCCAGAUAGAGAGGGCAAUUCAUGAAUUUUUGGCUGCACAAAAGAAAGAGGAAAGUGUGCCAGCUCCUCCUCCAGAGCCCGAGAAUAAGGAUCCUCCUGCUCCAUCUCAGGAUGCCUCAUAAAGUGAGUUCCUGAUACUAAGCAGCUGCAGUUGCAAAAUAUGCGUCCUGUUAGAUUGGCAAUGGAUUACUUGUUCCAUUUGGUGCAGGAUUGCUGUUUGCCAAAGAUGAUUAACGGUUAUCAGACCUGUGGGA